CACUUAAGCAAACUCGAGAUAAAGAUAGAUGAGGUAGCUUUUUGUUUUUCUUUUUUUUUCGUCGCCAGUCGGAAGUUUUGUUUCGAAGCUUAAGCGACCUUGACUUUUUUUGUUGGGCGUUGCAUCGGAGUAUCGGUUAUAUAUGUGUUUUGGAGAUGUCUCAAGACGGCGAUCGCGCAAUCAAGGACGCGAGAACGAGCGCCUUUUAUUUUUGUUUUUUUGCCGGCUUACCAUUUUAUUGGUCGGUCGUGCAAAUAAAGACUGCUAUAAAACGACGUGUGUACAUGUUCCAGCUUAGUUCCCUUCAGCGUUAUAUUCAUCGUGGUUCUUCUCAGUCCCUCUAGAUUUCAACAUGAACGCUGCCCUCCUGUUACUGUUGAUUGUUGCUGUUGCAACCGUUGGAGUUCUGUCCACCAGUCCUCCUAAUUGUAAAGAUGUAACCUGUGACCCGGCGUCCUGCGCUCCUGUUACCUGUACUUGUGGGUCUCACAAGGGCUCAUGCGGCUGCUGUGACUUCUGCGACAAGUGUGCUGGCGAAACAUGUAUUAAACUUCACAAUGAACGUUGCCAAGAAGGAUACGAGUGCAAGCUGAACGAUCCGGAGGGCAACAUCUUCCAGGGAGCCCCUGGUACAUGCGUAGCAGCCACGCCCCACGAUCACGCGCACCACAACAAAUAGGGGGAAGAAUGAAGAUUUGAUAACAUUUCGUUCUCGAACUUCUGUAACAAAUCAUAAUAUGACGAACGUUUGCCGGAGUGAAGAAUGAUCCAACCAAUACCACAACGAACAUUGAUACAAGUUUCAUGUUAGAAAAUGGGAGUGCACUUCGCUAUGAGAACGAAAUAAAACUUGUUUUGGUGGCUCAUUAGACGUACUACCAACCUC
Messenger RNA from Ixodes scapularis (black-legged tick), 886 nucleotides. Its product is annotated as 8.6 kDa transglutaminase substrate. Bases 353 to 679 code for a protein of 108 amino acids. Gene Ontology annotation, cellular component: extracellular region. Lineage: Eukaryota; Metazoa; Arthropoda; Arachnida; Ixodida; Ixodidae. The transcript has 4 exons. The record is from RefSeq and is a predicted model, not a curated record.